Messenger RNA from Epithele typhae, 420 nucleotides. RefSeq lists its product as uncharacterized. The record is from RefSeq and is a predicted model, not a curated record. Lineage: Eukaryota; Fungi; Basidiomycota; Agaricomycetes; Polyporales; Epitheliaceae. Gene Ontology annotation, molecular function: protein heterodimerization activity. The transcript has 3 exons. The coding region runs from base 1 to 420 and encodes 139 amino acids.
AUGCGCGUCCCCGCAAUCGCGCGCGCUGCCUGCCUCGAGUUCAACUUAGAUCUGUCUGCUGCCUUCUCAUCUGCUCACUACCGGGAGAUGCUGACAUAUAUCUACAACUCUGCCACCACCACGGCCUUUCUGCCCAUCCCCAAGAGCUCCCGCUAUGUGCUUGGACCAGGCUAUGUAUCAUUAGGACACAUCCUCCUCGCCCCGACGACGUCGACACCGCGACCAUCAAAACUCUCCUCGCCCACGGCUUCCCUCCUCUCCCGCUCCCUCGCCAAUCUCUCCGCCACCGUCGCAAAGUAUGCCGAACAUGCCGGCUGCAAGUCCAUCGUGGCGCGCGACGCGAUAGAAGCCUUUGGCGAACUGGGCACCAACAUGGACGCGCUCAGGGAGUACUGCGCCGUUGAGGGCUGCGCGACAUAG